Molecule: messenger RNA, 1205 nt
Organism: Emiliania huxleyi CCMP1516
Lineage: Eukaryota; Haptophyta; Isochrysidales; Noelaerhabdaceae
Exons: 2
Coding region: 55-744 (229 amino acids)
Cellular component (GO): membrane
Source: RefSeq, a predicted model, not a curated record
CGCGACGGAGCGGCGCGCUUGGGAGAAGACAGCUCGCUACUCACAGCCCGCCCGAUGGGACUUUUCUCCACCUUUGGUCUCACGUUUUCGGCCACCGGAUAUGCUGGCGUGAUCAAGGGGCUGGCCUUGUUCCCAUUACUGCUACCCGCGGCGCACUUUGCGGCUUACACAUUCGUCACAAGUCCGGUCUCUGACUCUGUGCUCGAUGCCUUGCCGGUGCCGGUAGCCAAGGUGCCUGCGCUGGUCGCGUUUCUCCUCGUUGCGCUGGCCGCCGGCUCCGGCCUCGUCGCCAUCGUCGCAAUCAACCUCCUCGGCGGCCACUACGACAACCACACGCCGCGCGUGCUCAAGGGGCCGGCGCUGUCCGAGGAGCUGCCCGCCGUCUACCGGCUCCAGUGCGCGCACAACAACAGCAUCGAGUGCCUCGCGUACGUGACGCCCGCCUUUUGGAUGGCGUCGGCGCACGAGCUACCGCCGCCCCUCUGCGCGAAGCUCUCCCUCUUCCUCCUCGCUGCGCGAGUCGCCUACAUUGCGGCGCGAGAUACAGCCGAGAUACAACCGACAACCGAGAUGCAGCCGAGAUACGGGCCGCACGCCGCCGCCCUGAACGAGGGCGCGUGCCCCGCGGCGCCCGCCUCCCCUCCUGUGCGACACGCGCCGCCUCCCAGCGACACCAACGACGCGCCUCCCGCAAGACAGCCAGACGCGCCCGCUGUGCCUGCUGCAGUCGGCCCCGGUGUGUGAAGAGUGCGUAAAGAGGCAGGCAGGAGAGCCAGACGCGCCCGCAGUCCUGCUGCGUGAUGCCUGCUCGAGCCCCCCACCGCCUCCACCACACGUACAACAUGACCCGUCCUCCUUCUCGUCGUCGUUUUUCCGUCGCCCCGGCAGGCGUACGUGGUCAACGAGGACUUUCUCCGCACGGCCUUCUUCGUCUGCGGCAUCGCGAGCAUCGUCGAGCUGUGCGUUGGGAGCCUCUUCCCGGAGACUCUCACCAGAUAUGGCUAUCCCUAGCCGCCGCUGCCACCGCCGCCGUGCAGUGCAUAGCUAGCGCGCCUGCCCGCCCCUGCCAACAUUCUCCAGAAUGCUGACGGCCUCGCCCCUGAUCCCGCCCAACGCGCUGACGCGCUCCGGGAUGUUCUCGCACUCGCCGUGCCCAGUGUUGUGCGAGGGAGCUUUGUUGUGAAAUUCUGAGCUACUGAGCUGCC